Molecule: messenger RNA, 1674 nt
Organism: Plectropomus leopardus (leopard coralgrouper)
Lineage: Eukaryota; Metazoa; Chordata; Actinopteri; Perciformes; Serranidae
Product: high-affinity choline transporter 1-like
Biological process (GO): choline transport; transmembrane transport; acetylcholine biosynthetic process
Cellular component (GO): plasma membrane
Molecular function (GO): choline:sodium symporter activity
Source: RefSeq, a predicted model, not a curated record
AGGAUGGCUCUCAAUGUGCCGGGACUCAUAGCCACCAUUAUAUUCUACCUGCUGGUGCUGGGGAUAGGCAUCUGGGCCUCCUUCAAAUCCAAAAGGGAUGAGAACAGGACGCAGGCAAACCAUGCAGACAUGGCUCUGCUGGGGAACAGAGAGAUCAGCUUGGUUGUGGGAAUCUUCACUACAACUGCUACCUGGGUUGGCGGGACCUUCAUCAUCGGUACAGCGGAGACGGUGUACGAUCCAAAGUUAGGGCUGAUUUGGGCUGUGAUGCCAUUGGCAGCAACGUUGGCCUUCAUUCUUGGUGGCCUUUUCUUUGCUGAGCCAAUGAGAAACAGGAAGUAUGUGACCAUGAUGGACCCUUUCCAGAUCAAGUAUGGAAACAGACUGACUGGACUUCUGUCCGUGGCACCUCUGUUGUCAGAAAUUAUUUGGGUUACAUCAACGCUGAUAAGCUUGGGAGUAACCAUGACUGUGAUCCUGGAUUUGUCCUAUGCUGUGUGCAUCUGGAUUUCUGCUGCAGUGGCCAUCACCUACACGCUGCUGGGAGGUCUCUACUCUGUGGCCUACACCGACAUCAUACAGCUCACUCUCAUUUUUGUCAUUUCGUGGCUAUGUGUUCCCUUCCUCCUCCUGAGUCCCACCUCUGUUGACAUCACCACCACAUCUUUCAACCACACCUUCCAGGCUCCCUGGGUCGGCACCCUGACUGCAGACAGAGCCUGGAGGUGGAUUGAUAUCUUCUUGCUCCUGAGUGUAGGAGACCUGGGUUUUCAGGACUUUCAUCAGAGGACAUUGUCGGCCUCCUCCUCAGCCACAGCCAAGCUGCGAUGUUACGCCGCAGCGUUUCUCAUCCCCACAUUUGGAAUUCCUCCUGUCCUCAUUGGGGCAGUGGCUGCAUCAACAGACUGGAACCUGACCUCCUAUGGCUCUCCGUCUCCGUUUGAACGAGGUCAGACGGGUUUGAUCUUGCCACUCUGCCUGCAGCACCUAACUCCGCCCUACAUCUCUGUUAUCGGCAUCGGAGCUGUGGCUGCUGCUGUCAUGUCCUCAACUGACUCUGCCCUGCUGUCUGCGGCCUCCAUCUUCUCCUCAAACAUCUACAAGAAGAUCCUGAGGACUGAGGCAUCAGAGAACGAGAUCCGCUGGGUGAUUCGUAUUGCUGUGGUUAUAUUCGGCCUGGCCGGCACAGCGCUCACCUUCCUGCACACAGGCGUCAUGGCUUUCUGGGUCCUGGGUGGAGAAAUCGCCUACAUUUUGAUGUUCCCGCAGCUGGUCUGUGUGCUUUUUUUCAAUGUAUCCAACGGUUACGGUUCCACUGUAGGCUUCCUGGUGGGGUUUCUUUUCAGACUUUUGUGUGGAGAGCCCUUGUUAGGGCUACCACCUGCCAUCCAUUUCCCAGGAUGCAUUCUUGAAGAUGGUGUUUAUGUUCAGUAUUCUCCUAUCAAGACAAUCUGUAUGGUCUUUUCUUUUGCCACCAUAUUGCUGGUGUCCUUCCUGGCAUCUGUGCUCUUCAACAAAGGACUUGUACCUGAGAAGUGGGACGUGUUUCAGGUUAAAGUCAAACACCAGCCACGAACACAAAUUCCAGUAAAUGGUGUCAGCGGGAAUGAAAUUAACAGCUCACACCUUGUGUGUGAAGAUGUCACAGAUCCAAUGUUGGAAUCAACAUGUUGA